AUGGGCGGGCCGCUGGGGCCUGGCCCGGCGGGAGGCGCGCUUGGUGGCGAGGACGAAGACGAUGAGGACCAGGGUCCGGUCGAUUGGUAUGCUGGUGGAGAGAGGAGUGGGAUCUCGGUGCAGAACCCGGACAGGGCUGGAGGUGGAAUCCCAGGUGGAGACGCCGUGCGGAAUAUUCUGAGGAGGGCUUUUGACAUUGGCAUGGGCGGUGCAGGACCUUCGCGGCCCACUACUUUCGUCGGCGGAGGCCACACUCUGGGAAGCGACGAGAUCGAGAGCCAGUACAUCCCCGACCCCGACGCGCCUCCCCAGGACGUGACCGAGACGGCAAUCCGCCACCUCACCUUCUGGCGAGACGGGUUCAGCGUCGAAGACGGCGAGCUCCGCCGCUACGACAACCCCGAGGAAGCGCGUCUCCUCGCCCAGAUCGAAGCUGGCCUCGCCCCGCCGCAUGUCCUGAACGUCCUCCCCGGCCAGCCCGUCGAGCUCCGCGUCGCGCGGCGCAUCAACGAAGACUACCAGCCGCCGCCCAAGCGCCCCGGUGUCCCCUUCACAGGUUCGGGCCACCGGCUCGGCUCGCCCAUCCCGUCGCUCGUGCCCCUCGCGGAAGGAUCGUCCACGUCGAAUAUGCCUGGGGGCUUCCCAGCCGCUAGUGGAAGCACUGCGGCGAGUGGGAGUGCCGCUGCGGGCCCGGACCGCGAGCCGCAGAGUAUACAGACGCGAUUUGAGGUCGACCAGACUAAGCCGACGACGAGUGUGCUGAUUCGGUUGGCGGAUGGGACUAGGCUUGUGGCGAGGAUGAACUUGACGCACACGGUCAAGGACAUCAGGAACUUCAUCAACGCAUCCCGGCCGGAGAAUAACGCGCGUCCGUACACGAUCGGCACGACGUUCCCGAAUCGCGUGCUAGAUGAUGACUCCCAGACCCUAGAGCAGGCGGGUCUAGUCAAUAGCGUCGUGGUUCAGCGUUGGGUAUAG
Gloeophyllum trabeum ATCC 11539 is the source of this 978-nucleotide messenger RNA. Its product is annotated as SEP-domain-containing protein. The record is from RefSeq and is a predicted model, not a curated record. Gene Ontology annotation, biological process: membrane fusion; Golgi organization; autophagosome assembly. Gene Ontology annotation, molecular function: ubiquitin binding. The transcript has 7 exons. Bases 1 to 978 code for a protein of 325 amino acids. Gene Ontology annotation, cellular component: nucleus; cytosol. NCBI's taxonomy places the organism in Eukaryota, Fungi, Basidiomycota, Agaricomycetes, Gloeophyllales, Gloeophyllaceae.